GGUCCGGGCGGGAGGCGGCUGCGCGCAAGUCCGGCGCCGGCUCCUGGAGCCCCCAAGCGCCGCCCGGCCUGCACCCUGCCCCGCGCCCCGGCCGCGGUCCGGCACAACAAGCUUUGGGGCGGCCCAGGGGCCGGCGGGGGCGAGUGGCGCCCGCGCAGCAGCGCCAUGUGAGCGGCCCCGCGGGCCCGCAGGGACAGCAACUUUCCCCGGCGACGGCGCCCAACUUCCCGCCGCCGCUCUGGCCGCUCCGCCCCGCGGGCCCCGCUCGGCGCGGACACACACUAAAGAAGUAAACAGGUCAUGGCACGUUUAACAAAAAGACGACAGGCGGAUACAAAAGCUAUCCAGCAUCUUUGGGCAGCCAUUGAGAUUAUACGGAACCAGAAGCAAAUUGCCAACAUUGACCGUAUUACAAAGUAUAUGUCUCGAGUCCACGGCAUGCAUCCAAAAGAGACCACCCGUCAGCUGAGCUUAGCUGUGAAAGAUGGUCUUAUUGUUGAGACUCUGACAGUGGGCUGCAAGGGCUCAAAGGCUGGUAUUGAACAAGAAGGAUAUUGGUUGCCAGGAGAUGAGAUUGACUGGGAAACAGAAAAUCAUGACUGGUAUUGUUUUGAAUGCCAUUUGCCUGGAGAGGUGUUGAUAUGUGACCUGUGUUUUCGUGUGUAUCAUUCCAAGUGUUUGUCUGAUGAGUUCAGGCUUAGAGACAGCAGUAGUCCCUGGCAGUGCCCAGUGUGCAGGAGCAUCAAAAAGAAGAAUACAAACAAACAGGAGAUGGGCACAUACUUGAGAUUCAUCGUCUCCCGCAUGAAGGAGAGGGCUAUCGAUCUGAAUAAAAAGGGGAAGGACAACAAGCACCCCAUGUACCGGAGGCUGGUACACUCAGCUGUUGAUGUUCCCACCAUACAAGAGAAGGUGAACGAAGGGAAGUACCGGAGCUAUGAGGAAUUCAAGGCCGACGCGCAGCUGCUGCUCCACAACACCGUGAUUUUCUACGGAGCAGACAGUGAGCAAGCUGACAUUGCAAGGAUGCUUUACAAAGACACAUGCCACGAGCUGGAUGAACUACAGCUUUGUAAAAAUUGCUUCUAUUUGUCAAAUGCCCGUCCUGACAAUUGGUUCUGCUAUCCUUGUAUACCCAAUCAUGAGCUGGUCUGGGCUAAAAUGAAAGGUUUUGGGUUCUGGCCAGCCAAAGUCAUGCAGAAAGAGGACAAUCAAGUUGACGUCCGCUUCUUUGGCCACCACCAUCAGAGGGCCUGGAUUCCUUCUGAAAACAUUCAAGAUAUCACCGUCAACAUUCAUCGGCUACAUGUUAAGCGCAGUAUGGGCUGGAAAAAGGCCUGUGAUGAACUGGAACUCCAUCAGCGUUUCCUUCGUGAAGGAAGAUUUUGGAAGUCAAAGAAUGAGGACCGAGGUGAGGAGGAAGCAGAAUCCAGCAUCUCCUCUACGAGUAAUGAGCAGCUAAAGGUCACUCAAGAACCGAGAGCAAAGAAAGGACGACGUAAUCAAAGUGUGGAGCCCAAAAAGGAAGAACCAGAGCCGGAAACUGAAGCAGUGAGUUCCAGCCAGGAAGUCCCCACAAUGCCUCAGCCAAUCGAGAAGGUCUCAGUGUCCACUCAGACCCGGAAGCUAAGUGCCUCUUCCCCACGGAUGCUGCACCGUAGCACCCAGACUGCGAGCGAUGGCGUGUGCCAGAGCCUGUGCCACGACAAGUACACCAAGAUCUUCAAUGACUUCAAAGACCGGAUGAAAUCUGACCACAAGCGGGAGACGGAGCGCGUUGUACGAGAAGCUCUAGAAAAGCUGCGUUCUGAAAUGGAAGAAGAAAAAAGACAAGCUGUAAAUAAAGCUGUAGCCAACAUGCAGGGUGAGAUGGACAGGAAAUGUAAGCAAGUAAAGGAAAAGUGUAAAGAAGAAUUUGUAGAAGAAAUCAAGAAGCUGGCGACGCAGCACAAACAGCUAAUUUCCCAGACCAAGAAGAAGCAGUGGUGCUACAACUGCGAGGAGGAGGCCAUGUACCACUGCUGCUGGAACACGUCCUACUGCUCCAUCAAGUGCCAGCAGGAGCACUGGCAUGCCGAGCACAAGCGCACCUGCCGGCGCAAGAGAUGAGGCCACUGCGCCACCAGCGCUCCACACACAGCGGUUUUUGUUUCAAAGAAGCCAAAAUUGUUUAAAAUUUGCUUCCCAUUUUGCACCAGCCUUUAAACACUUUUCGUGAAGAAAUUUUGCACAGUAGUUUAACUCUUUUGUUAAUGCUCCUCCGGAGUUUUUCAGGGGGUAAAAGUAACACCAGUGGAGGGUAUUAUUUUAAAUAAAUUUUAAUUGAGAAUUUGUUGCAUUUUCAGCAAAUUUUAAAACAUUUUUAGGUUUUACAGAGAUUUUAACCUUUAAACAGACCUUUAAAAACACAACAGGUGUGAAUACAAGUGAGUUUAACAGAGAAACAUUUAGAGUAGAUCUGAAUGUAAGAACUAUAGAACUGUUUCAGAAAUAAAACAUACUACCUUAAUGUGACAUUUAUUUCUUAACCUUGUUGAGCUGGUUUUGUUCAGCUUAAUUUACUGUUCAAAGGCAUUAUCUGUUGGUUAUGCCAGUGGGUAUAUGAUUGAAUUUAGGGAACAGGGUUGACACAGCAGGGCUAGUCCUGCAUAUUUUUUCUUAAAUAUUUCCCAAUUGUGUUUUUCAUUAUUUCUUUUCAAUAUAUAACUUUUAUAACAAAUUAUUAGCUUUGAUCUUGUAGUUUAAAAUUGCAGGGAACUGGGGUAAUCUUUUACUGAGCUGGAUCUUAGAGAAAAUGAAUAUUUAAAUUUUAAAGUUUGCACAUUUCAUCUUUGUCCUAACAUGAGUGCUUGUAAACAAAACAACAAAAAUAAAAAGCCAAAAACUACCUUUAUCCAUACAUGAAAUUAUAGAUGAGGCAUACAAAUUUCUUUAUGCUUCCCUUCCCUCCUCAAAUAUCAUCUAACUGCCUAUUACCUGGUGUCACCUCGUGAAUCGUAAGUUAAUACUAAGAGAAAAGAAAGCACUUAAGUUUCACAGAAGCCGUUAUGUUUGUAGUAAUGGAUCAUUGCCUACUAAUGAACUCCAUCACUGUACACAGAAUGAAGAAUAAUGCAUGUUAAUUUUCUUGUAUUAAAGAUGCCGUGAUUUGUAAAAAGUCUGUAUUUUGCGGAAUGUCUGGAUUAAGAAGCAUUACCAAUAGGAAUGGAUCGAUAGUUGAAUGAUGAUUUUUUUUAUACAUAGAGAUAUAAAAUACAACCAG
Messenger RNA from Nycticebus coucang (slow loris), 3262 nucleotides. RefSeq names its product zinc finger MYND-type containing 11 (gene ZMYND11). Lineage: Eukaryota; Metazoa; Chordata; Mammalia; Primates; Lorisidae. The coding region runs from base 301 to 2109 and encodes 602 amino acids. The transcript has 15 exons. Gene Ontology annotation, biological process: regulation of transcription elongation by RNA polymerase II. Gene Ontology annotation, molecular function: transcription corepressor activity; DNA binding; protein binding. The record is from RefSeq and is a predicted model, not a curated record.